Messenger RNA from Cyclopterus lumpus (lumpfish), 899 nucleotides. It is a transcript of the gene armc7, whose product is annotated as armadillo repeat containing 7. The transcript has 3 exons. The record is from RefSeq and is a predicted model, not a curated record. Bases 115 to 693 code for a protein of 192 amino acids. Lineage: Eukaryota; Metazoa; Chordata; Actinopteri; Perciformes; Cyclopteridae.
AAACAGGAAGUGGUGAUAAAUGAACCGUGUUUGAGUAAACGGCUCCUGCGAGGCUCCUGCUGGAGUCUAACAUAUGUUAUUGUUGUGUUUAUUUAAUAGAUAAUUAAACUAAAGAUGUGGAGGAAAGGCUCGUCUGAGGGCUCCGACCGGUUCGAGUACCUCCAGACUCUGGUCACCGAGUUCCAGGACACAGACAGCGACGAGGCGAAGGAGCAGGUGCUGGCCAACCUGGCCAACUUCGCCUAUGACCCAAAGAACAUGGAGCACCUGAGGGAGCUGCAGGUGGCCGACCUCUUCCUGGACAUGCUCACCGAGGACAACGACAACUUCGUGGAGUUCGGGAUCGGGGGGCUGUGUAACCUCAGCAUGGACCCCGAAUGCCGACGCGUCAUCCUGGAGAGCCGGGGGAUCAGCCUGGUGACGAACUGUCUGUCGAGCCGGAGGGAGGAGACCGUCCUGUCGGCCAUCACCACGCUGAUGAACCUCGCCGCGCCCUCGUCCCGCUCCCAGGUCGCCGACCCGGCCGUGCUGCAGUGCAUGCUGCGCUUCUCCCUCUCGGAGAGCCCCCGGCUGCGCGGCCUGGCCGCCGUGUUCCUGCAGGACUGCUGCACCGCGGAGCAGGCGGCCCGAGCGGAGCGGCAGAUGGUGGAGGGACGGCAGACCGCGGUCGGGAUCCCGCUGCCCGAGAACUAAGACCGGGGGGGGGGGGCGGCGGCGGCGGCGAGGCCCAAUGCUGGUGUUGGUGGUCGGGUCCAGUCGACCCUGAAGGUGUUGAGGUCAGAACUCUGAGUCAACACGACUUAUGGAGGAAAGAUAAAUAUAUAUAUUUAUAUACAUAUAUUUAUAUAUAUUUGUAUAACUAUAUAUUAAAUAUAUAUUUAUAGUUAAUAUAUUUAUAU